This is a messenger RNA of Schistocerca nitens (vagrant locust), 749 nucleotides long. Its product is annotated as centromere protein S-like. Gene Ontology annotation, cellular component: Fanconi anaemia nuclear complex; FANCM-MHF complex. Lineage: Eukaryota; Metazoa; Arthropoda; Insecta; Orthoptera; Acrididae. Gene Ontology annotation, molecular function: protein heterodimerization activity; chromatin binding. The transcript has 5 exons. Gene Ontology annotation, biological process: resolution of meiotic recombination intermediates; replication fork processing. The record is from RefSeq and is a predicted model, not a curated record. The coding region runs from base 137 to 538 and encodes 133 amino acids.
AUGGGUCUGUAGCCAGUCGCCAGAGGGGUUAGACCAGCCGUAUGUAUCUUACUGUGAUGAUCUUUGCAGAUGUUUAACGGAAGUGGCAAACAGCGGUAAUUUGGAUUUGGACUAGGAGUAUUCUUGAGUUGCUAUAAUGUCAGCUGGGAUGUCUGCUCUUAAGAAAGAAGAAAUACUGAAGAUUAUCUUAUUCCAAGAGGUGGACAGAGUUGUUACAGAGACGUCGAAGGAGAUUGGUGUAACAUGUUCAUCUGAGGUUGUGAAUGUAUUUGCCGAAAUGGCUUGGAAGAAAGCUCGUUCAAUUGCUGAAGAUUUGGAAUUGUUUGCAAAACAUGCCAAACGGAGUAUGGUAUCUUCAGAUGAUGUGAAGCUUGUUGUGCGGAGAAACCCUUCCUUGUUGCAGAGACGAUUGCCGUGCAUCCCCACCACCACCUUGUUGUUUGAAGUAUGCUGCCUUUUUGAAUACUUAAGGAUCUUAGCCUAUGACUGCCUCUUAUAUUUUGAAGGCCAGAAAAAAUCGUGUAUCAACAAUAACUGAAUUAGAAGAAAAGAUGGGUACAUCAAAGAAAAAGGUGCAACGAAAAGAAAGAAAGAAAAAUAAUCCAUCGGACACUUGAUCCACUAUAGCAAGGGAUUAUUUGAUGUGUUUGGAAGUGAAUUGUCAGAUGUAAUAGGGUAUAUAUUUUCAAUAACUUGACAGUAAAGAUAUUCUAAAAACUAAAUACACCUUUCUGUUUUAGUCAAAUUGA